This is a messenger RNA of Lates calcarifer (barramundi perch), 1300 nucleotides long. It is a transcript of the gene eve1, whose product is annotated as even-skipped-like1. NCBI's taxonomy places the organism in Eukaryota, Metazoa, Chordata, Actinopteri, Centropomidae. Gene Ontology annotation, biological process: regulation of transcription by RNA polymerase II. Gene Ontology annotation, cellular component: nucleus. Gene Ontology annotation, molecular function: DNA-binding transcription factor activity, RNA polymerase II-specific; RNA polymerase II cis-regulatory region sequence-specific DNA binding. The record is from RefSeq and is a predicted model, not a curated record. The transcript has 5 exons. Bases 1 to 873 code for a protein of 290 amino acids.
AUGAUUGACUGGCAGCAGAUGACAGGAGCAGGUGUGAAGCUCGCAGGUGAUGGAGGUGGAACCUCCAGCAGUGGGAAUCAACCAAUUGAAAGCAUUGGAUCUCUAAAAUGUCCUGGUGCUGAGGCUAAAAUCAAAGCCAACAAAAAAUCUCAUUGUGGACCCACUGUGGCGGAGGGCAGACAGACGCCGGUAACGGUAGUCGCCGGAGAGCAGCAGCAGGAGCCGUGCCCGCGCAGCGUCUUGCUCGACCAAAGUCGGCGGCACCGGACGGCGUUCACGCGGGAGCAGCUGUCCCGACUGGAGCAAGAGUAUGGCAAGGAGAGCUACGUCUCCAGACCCCGGCGGUGCGAACUGGCCACGGCGCUCAAUUUACCAGAGACAACGAUUAAGGUGUGGUUCCAGAACAGGAGGAUGAAGGAUAAACGGCAGAGACACUCCUUACCUUGGCCUCACCCUCUCGUCGACCCCCUUGCAUUCUUGAUGGGCCGUGUCUCUCCGUCCUCCACCUUACCAUACCCCUUCAUCCCACCCCACCUCCCUCACCUUCCCCUCCACCAAUACUCCCCCCUGGCUCUCCCCUCGCCGACAUCCUCAGCUCACAGUCCCUACAGUGCACCCAUGAGGUCUUUGGAUGUACUCCGCCUCUCCCCAUACCAUAACAGGCCAGGGGGGCUGCCUCAGACAGCGUCAACCCUCUACCCCUCUGCCAGCAUCAUGCACCAUCCAGCUUCAUGCCCCUGUGCCCUUUGUCUGCACUGGGGACCAGAACAACUCCUUAAAGCCAGAGGGGAGGCAUUGGGACUGAGCCAGCCCCGUAGUACCAAGGCCAACAUCCAACCUACCAGUCUGGAGCGGAGAGAGGAGAUAGUGUAAAUCCAGAUGGAAACACCACCAUACACCAAGAUCUCCAAGAUUGUCAAACUGCUGUCGAAUAAGCUGCAGCAAACAAGUAGCAGUGCACUCACUGUGACCUCAGUUAAACGCUAUCUGCAGGGAAGAGCUUGCCAAGCUAUUACAGCAAUAGCCUACAGAGUUUCAUGUGCUAAUAUGUCACCCCAAAUAACAGGCACAAUUCACAGGCACCUUAAAACAGGAACUGGAAACACACAAGUCAAAGGUCUUAUCUAAAACACCAAAAAAUCACAUGGUACUAUUAGAUUCCAAAAAUGUGCAGUGUAUUGGAGAGCUGUACAGUUAUUCAACAAGUUCAGCUCAGUUCACACAAAUGUUCUUUUCAGCAGCAAGCUAACAUUUUUGCCAGUGCUAACACGCCAAAUUAAAUUUCCCUUGGACAACACUG